AAUAUUUUCCAUAUGUUCCACAUUAUUUUCAAAUCAUCGAAUUUCCUUUAAAAAAAGAACCUACAAUGGUUAAUUUAGAUAUUAAAUCCAUCCGAUACCUAUCACAGGAUGACUUUAGAGUACUUACAGCUGUAGAAAUGGGAUCAAAAAAUCAUGAACUUGUUCCAACUUCAUUAAUUGUUCAAAUUUCAGGAUUAAAAGGAAAUAAUGAACAAAAAUGCAUUAGUGAAUUAGCAAGAAAUGGUCUUAUUUCUAAGGUCAAGAACGCAAAAUAUGAUGGAUACCGGCUUACAUACGCUGGAUAUGAUUAUUUGGCAUUAAAAUCCUUUUCAAAGAGGGAAUACAUAUAUUCUAUUGGAAAUAAAGUUGGGGUUGGUAAAGAAUCAGAUGUUUACGUUGUUUCAGAUAAAACAGGAAAGCAAAUGAUUCUUAAGAUACAUAGACUUGGAAGAAUAUCGUUUAGAAGUGUUAAGUUAAAACGUGAUUAUCUUAAAAACAGAAAAUCUGCUAGUUGGAUGUAUAUGUCACGUUUAGCAGCAAAAAAAGAAUAUACAGUUAUGAAAGUACUGUAUGAAAACAAAUUUCCAGUUCCUCAACCUAUAGACCAUGCUCGACAUUGUAUUAUUAUGGAAAAAAUUGAAGCAUAUCCUUUGCAUAAAAUAGAUAAUAUCGUACAUCCAGAAAAACUUUAUAUUACUUUAAUGCAAUUAAUUGUAAAAUUGGCUAAUUACGGAUUAAUUCAUGGAGAUUUUAAUGAAUUUAAUAUUUUAGUUUAUGAAAAUGGGGAUCCUAUAAUGAUCGAUUUCCCACAAAUGAUUAGUAUUGAUCAUUUUAAUUCUGAAGAAUAUUUUAAUCGUGAUGUUCAAUGCAUUAAAAAAUAUUUUCAAAAGAAAUUUCGCUUUGAAUCAGAUUACAUUCCUAUAUUUCAUAAGGAUGUGAAAAGAGAAAAUAAUUUAGAUGCGCAAAUAAAAGCCGAAGGAUUUUCAAAAGAAUUAGUCAAAAAACUCGACAUGUACUUAAAAAGCAGAUGUACAGAACGUAUAACAGAUAAUGAAUCGUCUUCCAAUACUGAAAAUACAGAUGAUAAAUCUUCAGAGGAAAGCAACGAAAGUGAUAGAGAUAAUGAAAUAUUAGACACAAACAAUACUACCUAAAAAUUAUAAAACAUCAUAUAUAACUAUUUAAAAAAUAUAAAUAUUC
Molecule: messenger RNA, 1200 nt
Organism: Pneumocystis carinii B80
Lineage: Eukaryota; Fungi; Ascomycota; Pneumocystomycetes; Pneumocystales; Pneumocystaceae
Exons: 8
Coding region: 66-1154 (362 amino acids)
Biological process (GO): protein phosphorylation; maturation of SSU-rRNA
Cellular component (GO): cytosol; nucleus; preribosome, small subunit precursor
Molecular function (GO): ATP binding; protein serine/threonine kinase activity
Source: RefSeq, a predicted model, not a curated record